Molecule: messenger RNA, 2214 nt
Organism: Trichosporon asahii var. asahii CBS 2479
Lineage: Eukaryota; Fungi; Basidiomycota; Tremellomycetes; Trichosporonales; Trichosporonaceae
Exons: 3
Coding region: 1-2214 (737 amino acids)
Source: RefSeq, a predicted model, not a curated record
AUGCGCACGAAGAGGAGAGCAGCCCAGAGUCCCGUCAAGCUCGAGCUCGAAGUCUCGAUGCCCCAGCGCAAGGUCGCUUCGCCCGAGGUGAAGCGCGAGGAUACGGCCCGGCGGCGGAGUACCCGACUCCCUCCACCUGAAGUGAAGCCAGAGCCAGAGCGGCGGACGAGUGGCCGUCACAGGGCGGUCGUCGAUUAUGCCGCCGAGUUCCGGAUCACGCCUGAGUCCUCGGACGAUGAAGAGGAUGUGAAGGAUGAAUCGGAGGAGGAGGAUGACAAGGAGGACGUGGAGGAGGCGAUGGACGAGGACGACGUUGAGGCCGACCUGGGAGUUGAGAGUGAGCCUGGGAGCCCCGUUCCGAAACGGAGAAGGGCGACUUCCGCGCAGUCUACCCCGCAGGCGACGCCCCGACCAACGAAGGCGGCGAGAACAUCUCGAGCAUCCCAGACGCCCAAGACAGUCAAGACUUCGCAGAGCACGACGCCCUCCUCGUCCAAGAAGCGCAAGGUCGCCCCGGUGACAGUGGAUUCAGGGUCGGAAUACGAGGAUCACGCUGCGCCUAUAGUGGUCGACUCUGACGCAGCCUCGCCCGAGCCGCUCAUCGUCGGCGAACCCACCCCGGAACCCGGCGCAGACGGCCUAGUCGACUCGCGAAAGUACGAGAACUCCCACCUGCACGUGCAAGGGUUCGAGGAUCCCCUCCCCGUCGUCGUGGACAACCACUGGGUGUACCUCUUCUACCGCUUCUGCGCGGAGCGGCACGAGAUGUACUACCGCCGCAAGGCGGGCGUGCCGCGCGACCAGCUCACGACCGACCCGACCAUGAGCGCGGUGCAUAUCGGGAAUGUGUUCAGGCAGCUGGACCCGAGCUCUAUCAUGAUGCGGGACAAGAUCAUUGCCGACGGCGAUCAGAGCGUGGACGAGGUGUGCUUCCGCGUAUUCCUUUAUUGCCAGUUUUACAAUGCCGACUCGUGGGCCGCCCUCUGCGAAGCUGCAACCGGGGACGUGCCCAGUUGGAAGACGUUUGAGAAAGAUCUGCCAGCCAUGGAGAGCGCGCUGCACGACUUGAGCAUCAAGCAGAAGAAGAAGAUCUACCUGGGCGGAUUCCAGCUCGUCCCGCCCACCGUCUACUUUGACCCAGCGCUAAACCGCAACCGGGACAAGAACAUAUACAACUUUGCCGCGUCGCUGCGCCUAGUCAUGGCCAUGAUGGAAUCCGGCUUACCGGCACAGCUGAAAUCGUGCCGCUUCGCCGUGGACGCGUCCAACGUCCUGCAAACGAUUCCGACGCUUGGCGGCUUUUUGUCGUUGAACAUUCUCUGUUUCCUCAACGACACGCCACAAUUCACCUGGCUCUACCGCGACUUUGCGACCUGCGGCCCGGGAAGUCGCAAUUACUUGCGGCGCAUCUUUGGCCCCUGCAUCUCCAACGCCGAGAUGGAGGACGCGGGCCUCAAGUGGCUCACGGAACAGCAGUUCAAAUACUACGCCCGUCUGGGACAGGACGCGCCGCACGAGUGGGAGAACGGCCUGCGGCCGGGCAUGCGUGUGCUCGACGUUGAGAACGCACUGUGCUGGGCGCACCGGUACGUGAAUGCGUAUAUGGGCGAGGGGAGGCGGAGGGGCAAGCCGAAACUGAAGAGUUUCGCGGAUUUGCCCAUGCCCCGCUACGAUCCCGCUGUCACUGAGGGGUGCACCCACGCGGCCUGGGCGGCGGAGGAGCGACAUGUCGGCAACUCGAGCGAGGCGCCGUGGGCGACUGCUGCGGAGGAUACGCUCGAUGGCGCGAUCAGCGAGCAGGGCGAGGACGUGUAUGAGAUUGAGCGUGUGGUCGCGAAGCGCGGGAGGUUGUUUAGGGUGCGGUGGAAGGGAUGGCCGCCAGAGCAGGAUACGUGGGAGACGGAGGCGACGCUGCGAGAUGGAGCAGAGGAGGCCCUCGAAGACUGGCUCGAAUGGGACAAACGCAUCUGGACAGCCAUCGAGCGCAUCCGCGUGCAGCACGCGCCAGAGACGACGCCCGACGGGCGACCAGUCAAGAUCGCGGGCAACGUGAACGCUCAGCGCGGGGCAAUCGCGAGACAGAACGAGCGCGAGGCGCGGGACCGGGCUGCUGAAGCUGAGACGAGGGAGGAGAGGGGCGAGGAGCCCCCGCUGGAUGUGAACGAGGAGGAAUCUGACUCUGCGUCGGAUGACAGCUUGGACAGUAUGGACUAG